This is a messenger RNA of Dracunculus medinensis (Guinea worm), 393 nucleotides long. The record is from the annotation of a GenBank genome assembly. Lineage: Eukaryota; Metazoa; Nematoda; Chromadorea; Rhabditida; Dracunculidae.
AUGGCAGAUUUUUCGAUUUUUUUUUAUAUUUAUCAGAUUUUUAAGGGAACACUUCAAGAACAAGAAGAGCGAUUACUUCGAUCGUCUACGCUCUAUAUUGGCAAUCUUUCUUAUUAUACAACCGAGGAGCAGGUUUAUGAACUAUUCAGUCGCGCGGGUGACGUAAAACGUAUAAUUAUGGGCCUCGAUCGAUUCAAGAAGACACCUUGCGGUUUUUGUUUUGUUGAGUAUUACAGGAGAGAAGAUGCGGAAAUUGCUAUGAAAUGUAUUAAUGGAACUAGAUUAGAUGAUCGUAUUAUUCGAACCGAUUGGGAUGUUGGUUUCAGUGAAGGCCGUCAAUACGGGCGUGGCAAACAUGGAGGCCAAAUGCUACAACUGAUGAAUGAUGGAUGA